Molecule: messenger RNA, 957 nt
Organism: Penicillium canescens
Lineage: Eukaryota; Fungi; Ascomycota; Eurotiomycetes; Eurotiales; Aspergillaceae
Product: alpha/beta hydrolase
Exons: 6
Coding region: 1-957 (318 amino acids)
Source: RefSeq, a predicted model, not a curated record
AUGGAAGCCGUAUUCGCUAAGAUCGCGGAAGAGACCUCGAAAUUUGAACUUGGCGAUGAGGAGAAAUGGCGCAAAUUAUACGACCCUUUCUAUCCAAAGCCGCCGUCCAAUGUCACUGUCAUCCGCGACCAGCGAUACGGACCUGCCGAAAGAAACAUGCUAGACGUCUUCGUGCCAAAUGGAGAUGAUUUAGCAAAACCAGUCGUCAUGUAUGUACAUGGAGGAGGAUUCUUCUCCGGUGACAAAAUGUGGACUGAAAAGGUAUAUUCCAACAUCGGGUGGUUCUUCGCUCAACACGGCAUCAUCACAGUGGUGGUAAACCAUCGACUUGUCCCACAUGUGCAGUACCCUGGCGGGGCAGAUGACAUGCAAUUGGCGCGAGAAUGGAUCUAUAACCAUAUAUCAUCGGCAACAUAUGGUUAUGGCUCAGUUGAUAAGGUCGUAUUGUUCGGUCACUCUUCCGGCGGUGCGCACGUUGCAAUGAAUCUCUACUCUGCUAGUGACAUUGUAGGUGCUCCCAGCCGCCCACUUUUCCCUCCCGUGGCCGGAGUGAUCUAUCUCAGUGUGCCUUUCUGGUACGAUCGGAGAAAGCCGAUGCGGCAAAAGACGAUUCGAUCAUACUACGGUUCAGAUUCCGAGGAUGUCUGGGGGCCUAAGUCUGCACUAGGGUUAUUCCAAGCAUUGCCACAAAAUUCGCCAAUGAUAAAUUCACAGAAGAUCCCCGUUUACCUUGGAUCCGUUGAAUGGGAAGUAUCCGAGACAAUCGACGCUCACCUGAAGUUCUUUGACGCGUACCGAGCGAAGAGCAAGCCGCUGGGAACAUUGCCUCUAUUUCACGUGCUGAAAAGACACAAUCAUAUUAGCAAUGUUCUAUCAAUUGGCACUGAGGAUACCUCGCAGAGUGAUCCUUUGCUAGCCUUCAUUCAGACAUGUGUGAAUAAUCAGGGAUUUAGUUAG